AUGGUUACUGAGCUGGGAGGCACCGUGACUCUCACUUGCCUUUGUCCAGAUGAGUCAGUGACCAGAUUUAAUUGGUUCAAGCAGAGUUUUGGAGAGAAACCCCUCCACAUGACGUCAUCUCUUUAUGUGGGUCAAGACAGUAAUUAUUCCAACAACUUUAUCAAGGACUUUACUGAGACCAAACGUUUGGGUGUGAGGAGAGGAGACUACAGCUGUAACUUGACCAUAUCCAAGACAGAGCCAGGGGACUCAGCUACAUACUAUUGUUCCAUUACAGCCAUCUAUGAGCAAACAUUUGGAGAGGGAACUGUUUUAAUUGUCAAAGGUUCAGAGUCCAACAGCAUGUCUGUGCUCCAGCAGCCUGUGUCUGAGUCAGUCCAGCCAGGAGACUCUGUGACUCUGAACUGUACAAUACACACUGAGACCUGUGUAGGAGAACAUAGUGUCUAUUGGUUCAGACAUGGCUCAGGAGAAUCCCGUCCAGGAAUCAUUUACACCCAUGGAGACAGGAGUGAUCAGUGUGUGAAGAGCCCUGAGGCUGGGUCUCCUACACAGAGCUGUGUCUACAACCUCCCCAAGAGGAACCUCAACCUCUCUGAUGCUGGAACUUACUACUGUGCUGUGGCCUCAUGUGGAGAGAUACUGUUUCGGAACGGGACCAAGCUGAACAUUCAUGCGCUCAUGAAUACAAUAUGA
Molecule: messenger RNA, 696 nt
Organism: Coregonus clupeaformis (lake whitefish)
Lineage: Eukaryota; Metazoa; Chordata; Actinopteri; Salmoniformes; Salmonidae
Product: immunoglobulin alpha-2 heavy chain-like
Exons: 3
Coding region: 1-696 (231 amino acids)
Biological process (GO): response to bacterium
Source: RefSeq, a predicted model, not a curated record